Enhydra lutris kenyoni (northern sea otter) is the source of this 3207-nucleotide messenger RNA. RefSeq names its product ITPRIP like 2. The record is from RefSeq and is a predicted model, not a curated record. Bases 262 to 1860 code for a protein of 532 amino acids. The transcript has a single exon. Lineage: Eukaryota; Metazoa; Chordata; Mammalia; Carnivora; Mustelidae.
GGACCAGGCGUGCAGCCGGCGCAGGGCGCGGCCCGGGGCCCGCGAGUGCAGGGCGGGCCGCAGCUGGAAAGAAAACUUGAGCUGGGAGAGGGGGCCGAGCUGGAGGGCGCCUUCCCCCCGCCCUGCGAGGGGGGAGCCGCGGCGGAGGCGAAGGAGACUCGGACCGCGGGGCUGCCCGGGCGCUGCCCGCAUGCUGGGCCGGGGGCGCCGCCGGGGCUCGCGCCCUGGGCUGCAAGGCCGCCGCUGCCCCGGGCGCCCGGUAUGUCGGUGCACUACACCCUCAAUCUGCGCGUCUUCUGGCCCCUGGUGACCGGCCUCUGCACUGCCCUUGUGUGCCUCUACCAUGUCCUCCGGGGAAGCGGGGGCGCUCGGGCCGAGCCCCCCGACGGUACGGACGGCGGCUUCCCGCUGCUCAAGGUAGCUGCCCUGCUCUUCCUCGGCUACAUCCUCCUGCGCUGUCGCCACGCAGUUCGGCAGCGCUUCCUCCCAGGGUCUCGUCGCCUGGGGAGCCACUCCACCUUCUCUCCUGGACACUUCCCAGAGCCGAGUCUUGGCAUCUUGCUGGAGAGUUACUACGAGCACGAGUUGCGCCUGUCCCCGCACGUGCUGGGCCACAGCAAGGCGCACGUGAGCCGAAUUGUGGGCGAGCUGGUGCGGGCUGGCCGCGCCCGGGGGUCCCCUGGCCCCAUCCCCGGGGGGGCGCUGGCCUUGGCCUUCCGUGGAGACUUCAUCCAGGUGGGCAGCGCCUACGAGCAGCAUAAAAUCCGGCGGCCCGACGGCUUCGACGUGCUGGUGCCGCUGCGUCUCCCGCCGCUGGUGGCGCUGGAGCCCAGGAGCCUGGGCACUGAGCCCGCGCUGGCCCCAGCCUUCCACGGCUGCUUCGUGUGCGCCCUCAAGGCUCCGCCGGGGGCCUCCGGGAGCCACUGGCUCCGGGACUGCAAACCCUUCGCCGACGGCUUCUGCGUGGACGUGCUUGGGCGGCGUCACCUCUCUGCCCCGCUGGUGCUGCGCUGGUUCCAGGCGCACCUACAGCGCUCCCUGGCCACCGUGCGUUACAGUCUGGAGGGGCGUUGUCGGGUCAGCCUGACCCCGGGCGGCCUGGAACAGCCUCCCACCCUGCACAUCCUGCCCUGCCGCACCGACUAUGGCUGCUGCCGCCUGUCCAUGGCAGUGCGUCUCAUCCCCGCUGUGCAUCUGGGUGAUGGCGUUUUCCUCGUGGCACCACCACCAUCACCCUCACCCGUCGGGCCCCUGUCCGAGCUCCCGGGAGGUCUGCGCACGGAUGCACUGUGGGGUGUGAACACAGCUCGGCAGGAGCAGAAGCUGCUGUGCUGGGUGCAGGAACGGGCCCCUCCAGGUGCCUGCUACCUCAAGUGCCUACAGUUACUUAAAGCUCUGCGAGACCUGGGCGCCCGCGGGCUGGACCUGGGGGCCACAGCCCAGUGGGGACGCAUCCUGUCCUCAUAUAUGCUCAAGACAGCGCUGCUGGCGGUGCUGCUGCGUGAGGGGGUUCCUGCUCAAGGCUGGGACGAGGCACACCUGUGCAAUCGGUUGGAAGAAUUAGUGCAGUUCCUUAGGGACUGCCUGCUGCGACGCCAGACGCUCUUCCACUGCGUCCUGGGCCCUGGUGGGGCAGCUGCUGAGGUGGGCCCCCUGCCCAAGGUACUGCGUGAGGCCGCCCCGGUUGACCUCCUGGCUGCAUUCGACAGGCAAGCCCGGGAGCUUGCCGCAUCGAGGUUGCUGUCCACCUGGCGAAGGCUGCCCCAGCUUCUCCGGGUCUACGGAGGUCCUCGCUACCUUGACAGAUGCCCCCCACCCCGGAGUCAGCGGGCACAGGGAUUCCCUGAAGAUCAACCAUAAACCUUGAUAGUGCCCCCACCUGGCCUAAUGCUCCUAAAGCUUCUUCCACCACAUGGGGUGGGGAUGGCAAUGAAGCCAGUUUCAUGCAAGGAAAUGAGGUGCCAAAAGUGUUGGAAAAUUGGGAGGCUGACAUUUGGUGGCUUAUAUGUCCCCCCUGGCCCCACAAUCCAGUAUAGCUAUGGCAUCUUGUUCACACCUACCGGUGUAUUCUGAGCGAGCUACAGAAAGGCCUCCAACACCAGCAGCUAAGAGUUGGUUCAAAUGUUGGUUUGUGUGGAAUGAUUCUGCAGAAGGAUCCAGCUUUUAGGGAAGCCCCAUGAAGGAAGCAAGAACUAGCUGCAGAGAAAUUGCCCUCGCUCCCAAAUUUAAAGAAGCUAAUGUGUUUUUUGUUUUUUGUUUUUUUUUGCUGUAACUACUUGCUCUGUCCUAGGUUCCUGAUUGUCUUUUAAAAGGUGUGAAUCUUUAUCUACAACUGGAAUUGAAGUUCUAUUCUAGGGGCUUAUGUUCUGAGGAACACUGUUUCCACUAUUCAAAUUAAUACUAAUGUGUUAUUUGAAGUGGUACCAUCAGGGGUGUUUGACAGGAUUGCAAAGAAUUAAGUCACAUGUGUUGAGAGGCAGUCAAGAGUUGGUUAGAGAAAAUUCCAGAGCAAAUAGCACUUUAUUUUGAUCAGUACUUUCAUUUUGUGGUAAUUGCCACUGCCAAGUGUUGCAUCGGAAAGGGAGGCCAGUUACAUUUAUUAUUAAGAAAUGUGCAGUCUUAAAAAGCAGGCUUGCCUAACAUCCCUACAGGCCCACCCUGGAAUAUGUACCAGUCCACACCCACUCAUGGAGAGCCCACCGUGAGCCAGGCACGGUGCAAAGUAGCAAAAGAUCCAUGUUUAGGACCACACUGGUACUCAGGGAAAACACAUGGGGUUUUGAGAAAGAUACAUUUCAGUCUUUGCCUAUCCAGGUGACUCACCAGAGCUUGCUGCUGGCUGGAGACAGAAACAUUUUGUUGUUGUUUGAAGCCUUUUGAACAAACUCCUCUGCAUGGGAGUUUCUGAGUUUCACGAGAUAAUGCGCAAAUGCCUGUCUUAGUGCCUUGCGUGUAGGUAGCUCUCUCGGUCAGUGCUCAGUUAUGGUUAGUGGUUACCACGUUUCCCUCCCAUCGCCCUGGCAGCCUUUAAGUGGUCCUAAGGCCAACUUGGAGGAGCGGUUGACUGGACCCAGGUCUUGUAAAGCAUUUCCUAUAGAAUUCCAUAUCUUGGGCUCUGUGCUCCCUGACCACCCACCAGCAGUCAGCAAAAGAGAGCGAGGGAGGAGGAGGCGAGGGGGCCACGGCUCCUGCCAGCAGUCUGGUUUU